This is a messenger RNA of Bactrocera latifrons, 2313 nucleotides long. Its product is annotated as kelch-like ECH-associated protein 1. The record is from RefSeq and is a predicted model, not a curated record. Gene Ontology annotation, molecular function: protein binding. The transcript has 6 exons. Bases 14 to 2290 code for a protein of 758 amino acids. Lineage: Eukaryota; Metazoa; Arthropoda; Insecta; Diptera; Tephritidae.
UUUUGAUUUUAAUAUGAGCAACUGUAGCAACUCUAUGAGUAAUUGUCCAAAUUCUGACUUUAUAUUCCGAAAGCCUUAUUCAUAUAGUUCACCUGUAACAGAAACGGAAGAUGUGGAUGAUCGUGAUGAUGAUAUGACCUUCUGCAUGUCUAAUUACGCCAAAGAAGUUUUAAAGAUGAUGUUUAUGAUGAGAUCUCACAAUAUGCUUACAGAUGUUGUAUUGGAGGUAAAACAAGAAUUAUUUCCAGCACAUAAAGUGGUUUUGUCGGCAGCAUCACCUUAUUUUAAAGCUAUGUUUACAGGAGGUUUAAAAGAAUCAGAAAUGUCACGUGUUCAACUACAAGGAGUCUGUCCCACCGCCAUGGGCAGGAUAAUUUAUUUUAUGUAUACAGGACAUAUACGAGUAACAGAAGUCACAGUCUGUCAGUUGCUACCUGCGGCAACAAUGUUUCAAGUGCCCAACGUUAUAAACGCAUGUUGUGCUUUCUUAGAAAGACAAUUGGAUCCAACCAAUGCUAUUGGUAUAGCCAGUUUCGCAGAACAGCAUGGGUGUUCAGACCUUCAGAAGAAAGCCAACUAUUUCAUAGAGAGACAUUUUACACAGGUUUGUCAAGAAGAAGAAUUUUUGCAAUUGUCCGCUUACCAAUUGAUAGCGCUAAUUCGACGCGAUGAGCUAAAUGUUCAAGAAGAGAGGGAAGUAUAUAAUGCCGUACUUAAAUGGGUUAAAUACGAUGAAGAAAACCGUUAUCCUAAAAUGGAACAUAUACUUUAUGCUGUUAGAUGUCAGUUUCUGACACCAAAUUUCCUUAAGGAACAAAUGAGAAAUUGCGAUGUGCUACGAAAAGUGCCCGCAUGUCGGGAAUAUUUAGCAAAGAUAUUUAAAGAUUUGACUUUACACAAAAGACCAGUUGUGAAGGAGCGAACACCAAAUACGACUCGAAUGAUUUUUGUAGCAGGAGGAUUUUUUCGACAAUCGUUAGAUAUUCUAGAAGCAUAUAAUGUUGAUGAUAAAACCUGGACAACGUUGCCAAACUUACGAAUUCCCCGAUCUGGCCUUGGUGCCGCUUUCUUGAAAGGCACUUUCUAUGCUGUCGGCGGGCGAAACAAUUCAAUUGGUUCUUCUUACGAUUCUGAUUGGGUGGACCGAUAUAAUACUUCAACGGAACAAUGGCGUCCAUGUGCUCCAAUGACAGUACCACGACACCGAGUAGGCGUGGCCGUAAUGGACGAAUUGAUGUAUGCUGUUGGUGGAUCCGCAGGUUCGGAAUAUCACAGCUCAGUUGAGUAUUAUGAUCCGGAUCAAGAUCGUUGGACACUGGUGCAACCCAUGCAUGAAAAACGUUUAGGAGUUGGAGUGGUUGUUGUAAAUCGCUUAUUGUAUGCUAUUGGAGGCUUCAACGGUACCGACCGCCUUACAACUGUAGAAUGCUAUCACCCUGAGAAUAACGAAUGGACCUUGGUGCAACCAAUGCACUAUGAACGAAGUGGUGCCGGUGUUGCUGCUAUAAACCAAUAUAUUUAUGUCGUUGGAGGAUUUGACGGAAUGCGCCAACUUGCUACUGUAGAACGGUAUGAUACCGAAAACCAAGUUUGGGAACUAGUAGCACCAGUGCGAAUUGCUCGAAGUGCUCUAUCACUUACUUCUUUAGAUGGAAAACUAUAUGCUAUUGGCGGAUUUGAUGGUACAAAUUUUCUGUCCAUUGUCGAAGUUUAUGAUCCUAAGACAAACACUUGGGAACAAGGUACUCCUCUAAAUUCUGGUCGUUCGGGCCAUGCUUCCGCCGUGAUAUACCAACCAUCUUGUGCUACAAAUUUUAUGGAUUGCAUAGAUAUUGGAACACCUAAGCGAGACGGCAGUGAUUCUAGUCACGAUCAAACACCGGGAAGUAGCAAUUCUAGUCAAACAGGACAUCCAUUUGAUAGUUCAACUAAUGGGGGUUCUUGUUUCCAUUUUCAUCCAUCUUUUGUUGGGAGUAACUGUAGAAAUUGUGAUUGUGAUUUAAAUUCAAGAGAGGAUAUUAAAAAUGACAAUUCUAAAGAAUAUAAAAGUAGAUUACUAACUUCGUUUGAAAAAUCGUUUUAUGUGUGUUUAAUAAAAAAACAAUUAAAUUCGAUAGCUUUCUUGGACUUUUCGGUGAUUAUUUCGGAAGAAAAUUAUAAAUACAGUGAACAUUAUUAUCUUUUCCUGGUUUUACUAAGAUAUUUGGAAAAAAUGAUUAGUGGGCAUGUGCUUUAUAGAUAUUUUCAUGAACUACGGGAAAGACAUUGUAAGAAACAUAUUCUAAUAUGAUGGACUAUAUUAUUUAAUAUUAU